Bubalus bubalis (water buffalo) is the source of this 2801-nucleotide messenger RNA. RefSeq names its product tripartite motif containing 55 (gene TRIM55). The transcript has 11 exons. Bases 168 to 1775 code for a protein of 535 amino acids. The record is from RefSeq and is a predicted model, not a curated record. Lineage: Eukaryota; Metazoa; Chordata; Mammalia; Artiodactyla; Bovidae. Gene Ontology annotation, molecular function: zinc ion binding.
AAACAGCUCGAGGGCCACUGUGAAUCUGGGUCUGAAACAAUGUCCUCCGCCGAAAGAAACGCAAAGGACACUUGAUCACCCAAUCCUUGGAAUUAUUUCCAGGUAUCACUUGCAGAAGCCGUUGGGAGCAGCCUUUCCCUGGCAGAGCACACAGGGACGGCCAGGAGAUGAGCGCAUCUUUGAAUUACAAGUCUUUUUCCAAAGAGCAGCAGACCAUGGACAACUUGGAGAAGCAGCUCAUUUGUCCCAUUUGCUUAGAGAUGUUCACCAAGCCUGUGGUCAUCCUCCCCUGCCAGCACAACCUGUGUAGGAAAUGUGCCAGCGACAUUUUCCAGGCCUCUAACCCAUACCUGCCCACAAGAGGAGGCACCACUGUGGCCUCCGGGGGCCGGUUCCGCUGCCCAUCCUGUAGACACGAAGUGGUUUUGGACAGACACGGGAUCUAUGGGCUUCAGAGGAACCUGCUGGUGGAAAACAUCAUCGACAUCUACAAGCAGGAGUCCACCAGACCAGAAAAGAAGUCCGACCAGCCCAUGUGUGAGGAGCAUGAAGAUGAGCGCAUCAACAUCUACUGUCUCAACUGCGAAGUGCCCACCUGCUCUCUGUGCAAGGUCUUCGGAGCGCACAAGGACUGCCAGGUGGCUCCCCUCACUCACGUGUUCCAGAGGCAGAAGUCCGAGCUCAGUGAUGGCAUUGCUGUCCUAGUGGGAAGCAACGAUCGGGUCCAGGGGGUGAUCAGCCAGCUGGAGAGCACCUGUAAAACGAUUGAGGAAUGCUGCAGAAAACAGAAACAGGAACUCUGUGAGAAGUUUGAUUACCUGUAUGGCAUCUUGGAGGAGAGGAAGAAUGAAAUGACCCAAGUCAUCACCAGAACUCAAGAGGAGAAGCUGGAACAUGUCCGUGCUCUCAUCAAAAAGUAUUCUGACCAUUUGGAGAACGUGUCAAAGUUGGUUGAAUCAGGGAUACAGUUCAUGGAUGAGCCAGAAAUGGCGGUGUUUCUGCAGAAUGCCAAAACCCUGUUACAAAAAAUUUCUGAAGCAUCAAAGGCAUUUCAGAUGGAGAAAAUAGAACACGAUUAUGAGAACAUGAACCACUUCACAGUCAACCUCAAUAGAGAAGAAAAAAUAAUACGUGAAAUUGAUUUUUACAGAGAGGAUGAAGACGAAGAAGAAGAGGGAGAAGAGGGAGAAGGAGAAGGUGAAGAAGAGGGAGUAGAAGUGGAAGAGGCGGAAGACGUCCAGACUGAGUCAUCAGGGGGAGAUCAAAGUCCAGAGAAAGGCUUGGAGCCCUGUCCACCGACCUUGGAACUCCAGGCUGCCCCUGAGGCACCCCCAGUUUCCUCUCCAGACCCUCCUCCAGCCCUGCUACCUGCUGUGGAAGCCCCGGAGACACAGGGGGAGGUGGUGCCCACUGGCUCCCAGCAGACCACAGAGUCUGAAACUCCAGUCCCAGCAGCAACGGACACUGCGGACCCCUUGCUUUACCCUAGUUGGUAUAAAGGCCAGACCCGGAAAUCCACCGCCAACCCACCUUCCGCCCCAGGGAGCGGAAGUCUCGUAGGGCCUUCAGGUUCCAAGGAUGCUCAUGCGCGGAAGGCUGAAGGGGCGGAAGCCGCAGCCAGGGAGAGGGCAGCAGUGAGUGGUAAGGAUGCUAGCUCACCUGCAGCUACUUCUCAGGAGUUAGGAAUCUGCCUAGCACUUUUGGCUUUUCUUAUACUUCACUACAUCUGGCGUCAGAUUCAAUGCUUGAUUUUUACUUUAAUGGGCUGGAUUUGAUAACCCCCCCCUCCAGAGACAGGCUGCUGCCUCAGGGAGCGGGAAUGGAGCUGAUUCUGAGCCAGCUCGCCAUGUCUUCUCCUUUUCCUGGUUGAACUCCCUCAGCGAAUGACACUCAUUCCAACUGCUGCGCCUCUGCCUGCCUGGCUGAGAUACUCACAGGCAGCAGGGACCCAGAUGAAACUAGAAUCAUAUAAAGGGACCUCUGAAUGGCAUUUCUACCAAAAAUACCCUUUAAUUCCAGAUGACUUAGCUAACACAUUGAGGGAGAACAAUGCUCUGAGAAGAAAGUUGCAGAAAAGCACUGGGGGAAAAAGGAACUUGAUCUUAUGCAAAUUUUUUAUUGUGUAGGAAACGUUAUGAAGGGUGUGUAGGUGUGGUAUGUGUGUGUGUACAUCAGUAACAAGUGGCAAGUGUUGAAAAAAGUGGGCACUACACUCGUCUCUAAUAGGCACUGGCUAUUGUUCUGAUGUCAUAGUAGCUCUUAUUCUCUUUCCUCUUUAACAGUGCAGGUGGUCAGUGAAAUUCAGUGUUAAUUCAGAAGUGACCGAUUUAUCAAUAUAUGGACAAAAGGUAAAUCAUUGACCAAAGAUAUGAGAUGCUUCACCAAGCUUUUCUCUUUUCCACAACAGAUGUCGCUGGAUGGAUAUCCAGAAAUGUUCUUUGUCUCUGGUGACACUUUCCUAGUCCAGAAGGCAAAGGCCAAGGACAUUUCUUGUGACAUUUUUCUAAUCUUAGUUUCAAAUAUGCAGAUAUCACAUACUUUACCUGAAAAAGACUUUUCAACAGGAAUCGUCUACUGUCUCAUGUAUCCACUGAGGCACCAAUCUGAACUAUAGAGCAACUGCAUGUAUUUAAAUAUAUAUAUAUAUACACACACACACAAUACACAUUAUACAUGUACAUAUAUAUGUAUUUAAAUCAUGUGUUGUCCCCCCAUAACACCUCAUUCAAAACAUAAGUUUUGUAAAGUUAAGUUUUAACUUCACUCUGUAUGAACUCUUAAAUAAAUGCUGUUUUUAACAA